UGGUCACACUACCGAUGCACUUUCUAAUCAGGUUUUUGGGCAGAUAAACACAAUCAAAAUAGAUUUUAAACUUUCAGCUCUGUUUAACACUUUUUAAUCACAUGGAAAUCACCUGGGAGAUAGUUCUCUGCCUGGCCAUUGCGGUGCUGGUUCACAUUCUGGUCUUCCUGUUCGUCAUGGCCAAGAAACCAAAGAGCAUCGUGGGUCGUCAUGUGGUGGUCACCGGCGGUUCCAAGGGAAUCGGUCUCUGCCUGGCCGUGGAGUGUGCCAUGAAGGGCGCAAAUGUGACGGUGAUAGCUCGCGACGAGAAAAUGUUGAGCGGAGCUGUGGCUCUGAUGGAAGUGAUACGCCAGCGACCUGAUCAGAAGUUCCAAUACAGGAGCCUGGACAUUGGCGGAGACUACGAGAAGGUAUCCCAAGUUCUGGGCGAGAUUGAGGAUGCCUUCGGUCCCAUUUACACCCUUAUCAAUUGCGCCGGCAUGGCCAUUUGCGGGGUGUUUGAGGAGGUAUCCGUUCAGGAUGUGCACAAGUUGAUGAACGUUAAUUUCUUCGGCACCUACAACUGCACCCGAUAUGUCCUGCCCAAAAUGAAGAAGGCGGGUGAGGGCAUCAUUGUGAUCACCGCCUCUCAGGCAGCUAUGUUCGGCAUCUAUGGCUAUGGUCCUUAUUCCUGCACAAAGUACGCACUGCGAGCCAUGGCCGAGACGAUAGCAAUGGAGUCUCGGCAGCACGGGGUCAGUGUCACGCUGGCCAUGCCCUGCGACACAAAUACGCCCGGUUUUGAGGAGGAGGAGAAGUCGAAGCCACGCGAAACCAAAAUAAUUUCGGGCGGCGGUGGUCUUGUAGAGCCCGAGGUGAUGGCCAAGGCAAUACUCAAGGAUGCAUUGAGGGGCAACUUCACAUCAACGUUGGGCGCUGAAAGCUGGCUGAUCACUACCUUGGGCGGUGGACUGCUGCCUUGGGAUGGCUUCUUCACCAAUCUCCUGCAUGCCUUUGUGAUGGGACCCUUGCGACUAUUUAGCUAUGGCCUGCACAAGUACUUUAAUAGCGUGAUACGGAAGUGCGCUAGAGAGGAUCGCGCCAAGACUGGGUCCGAGGUGGAAACAAAGUGAAAACUUUGGUGCCUUGCUGUUUUUUUUAUUAAGUACAAAAAAUUUCAUUUGUCGUUCCACCAAAAAUAUCCUACUUGCUUUUCCAAAUAUUCAGCAUUUAAAUGGCUAUUUAUAUAAUGUAUGCUUUUUGCAAUUGCAGUUAGCAAGCUUAACAUUUGACCCAUAUUUAUACAUAUUUAUAGUCUCCAUUCGACACGCUUGGGCUCUUGGUUUGUUUGAACAAACUAAACUGUAUUAUUUAACGAGUUUGCUUUUAAAUUAUUCCAUUGGGCUUUACAGAUUCAUAGGUUUUCUUAUCACUGAAUUCUACCUUUAGCAUUACUGUGUUCAAUUAAAAAACGAUUAGAUAAAACCAAAAAAGCCAAGCAAACGCGAACACGUCAAUCAUCCCAGUCAACCCUUUAAAAAAACAGGUCAAACUUCAGCAAUUAAUAAGUUUAGUUUUGGUUUCCUUGUGUCUUUCUUUAUUCAUAAGACGCACCCAGUAUACACUUCCUGCCUAUAGAUUUCAUUUUAUCAUUCCGCCUUUUAACAUUUUGUAUAAGUUAACGCUAACAAAAAAUUGUAUAAUUAUGAUGCAAAAAAUAUAUUUGUAUAUAUAUUUAGGCAUACCUUGUUAUAUAGCAUCUAAGCAUGAUUGGUAAUCAAAAUAUAUAUUUGUUUCGAAUGCAA
Messenger RNA from Drosophila kikkawai, 1784 nucleotides. It is a transcript of the gene Kdsr, whose product is annotated as 3-ketodihydrosphingosine reductase. Gene Ontology annotation, molecular function: 3-dehydrosphinganine reductase activity. The record is from RefSeq and is a predicted model, not a curated record. Gene Ontology annotation, biological process: sphingolipid biosynthetic process. Lineage: Eukaryota; Metazoa; Arthropoda; Insecta; Diptera; Drosophilidae. Gene Ontology annotation, cellular component: endoplasmic reticulum membrane.